AUGGGCGCGGGCGAGCGCACGGCUGGCGGGGGAGGCGCGCAGGACCGCGGAGCCGGCUGCGGGGCCCGGGCGCUGGGCGCGCUCUGUCUGCUGCUGUCGGUGGGCUCGGCCGCCGCCUGCCUGCUGCUGGGUGCCCAGGCGGCCGCACUGCACGGCAGAGUGACGGCGCUGGAGCAGGAGCGCGAGCUGUGGCGGCGUGGGGGACCGUCGGGAGCCCUGGCCGCCUGGGCCGAAACGCACCUGGAGCGCCUGCUGCGCGAGAAGUUGGAUGGAGUCGCCAAGCUCCGGACAGUUCGGGAAGCCCCCUCUGAGUGCAUCUGUCCCCCAGGUCCCCCCGGACGGCGUGGCAAGCCCGGACGAAGAGGCGACCCUGGCCCUCCUGGGCAAUCAGGACGAGAUGGCUACCCGGGACCUCUGGGUCUGGACGGCAAGCCAGGACUUCCAGGCCCCAAAGGGGAAAAGGGUGCACCGGGAGACUUUGGCCCUCGGGGAGCCCAAGGGCAAGAUGGAGCCGCAGGACCACCUGGUCCCCCUGGACCACCCGGCGCCCGGGGCCCUCCUGGUGACACUGGGAAAGAUGGCCCCAGAGGAGCUCAGGGCCCAGCGGGUCCCAGAGGAGAGCCUGGACAAGAUGGCGAGGUGGGCCCCAAGGGACUCCCAGGACCCAAGGGAGAACCUGGCACUCCUGGAAAGAAGGGGGAUGAUGGGAUGCCCAGCCAGCCAGGACCUCCCGGGCCCCCAGGUCCCAAGGGCGAGCCGGGCGAUGCGGGGCCCCGAGGAGAGGAUGGAGUGGACGGCCCUCCCGGACUGAAGGGAGAGCCCGGCCACCCAGGCACAGAUGGAGCCACAGGGCCCCGGGGUCCCCCAGGGCUCAAGGGAGAACAAGGUGACACGGUGGUAAUCGACUAUGAUGGCAGGAUCUUAGAUGCCCUGAAGGGUCCCAAGGGACCAAAAGGAGACCCAGGAGAGCCUGGGCCAGCUGGACCCAAGGGGGAAACAGGCGAAAUGGGCCUGUCAGGCCUUCCGGGUGCUGAUGGUCCCAAGGGAGAGAAGGGAGAGUCAGCAUCCGACCACCUACAGGACAGCCUGGCCCAGAUCAUAGUGGAGCCAGGGCCCCCCGGUCCUCCUGGCCCUCCCGGACCCAUGGGUCUGCAGGGGAUCCAGGGUCCCAAGGGCCUGGAUGGAGCCAAGGGAGAGAAGGGUGCAUCGGGUGAGAGAGGCCCUCAUGGCCUGCCUGGUCCAGUUGGCCCACCGGGCCUUAUUGGGUUGCCAGGAACCAAAGGAGAGAAGGGCAGACCCGGGGAGCCAGGACUUGAUGGUUUCCCUGGACCCAGGGGAGAGAAGGGCGACCGAAGCGAACGUGGCGAGAAGGGAGAGCGAGGAGUUCCUGGCCGGAAAGGAGUGAAGGGCCAGAAGGGAGAGCCAGGCCCACCAGGCCUUGACCAGCCAUGCCCUGUGGGCCCUGACGGGCUGCCCGUGCCUGGCUGCUGGCAUAAGUGAUCCUCAGAUGUGGCUCCUCACCUGUACAGAUCCAUUUGGACGUUUUUAACUUGUGUAAAAAAAAAACACAAAAAAACAGUAAUAUAUUGAUCUUCUUUAUGGGAUGCGCCAACUGUGGCCUUGUAACAUUUGCAAGUGUGCCAACCAGCCCCUGGAUGGUCUGCACAGGAAGCCAGCAGGAAAGCAGACAGGUCACUCUGGGAAAACUUGUACUUGAGGGCCCCGGACAGGGCCUGGCUUUCCCAGGGAAGAUGACGAAGGUGAAACCGCCUGGCUCAGGUGAGGCUGGACAGACUCCAAGUUGGGCCUGUAAUCACCUGAUCAGCAGAGACAAUAACUGUUCUCUGAAGCCCCACUUGCCCCAACCUCUCACUGUCCAACAAGAACCGCCCCCCCCCCUUUUGGACAACUGCUGUACCCUCUUUCCUCUGGACCCUGCCAAAGGCAGCUGCACUGGGACCCUGUGUUCAACAGGACAGGUGAAGAUUUCAAGAGUCCAGCACCGGAGAGAAGGCAAUGGAGAGAAACCCAAGAGGGUCGUGCUCCAGCCAGGCUCAGUAGACUGUCAGAAGCCGCCCUGUCACAGGAGCUUGUGUCCUCCGGCCUUGAGACAUGGCAGGGCUCUGUGAAUACCUCAGUAUGGAGCCAGCUGCAGGCAGCCCAGUGAUCCCUGACUGUGCAGUGAAGAGACCCAUAGGCACUAGUUGCUACAUUCAGCCUCCUCACCGCCUCACCCAGGGCAGGAGCAGAAAGGGCCUGUGUCAGCCUCAAGGAGACAGGCCUCCCGUUCAGAACUUAGGUCUCAUGGGCCCCAAGUCUCCCAUCUAGAACUCUGGUCAGCCUGGCAGAAACAGGCCUCCUGGUAAAUGGUACAGAUGUCACGAACCCAAAGGCUGGUCCCCGGCAAGCCUGAACAAUAUACCUGUGACGGAAACCCUUCUAACAAAGGUUCCCAGCUACCCGAUCCAUUCACGGCCUCACAUCCCUCCCCGUGUAAAGGUGCUGUGAGUAAUAGAUCACAAAUAUGUGUCUGGGUGUGCCUGUCCUUGAGGACUUCCCCGGUCACCUCUGGCUGGGUUUCAUUUUAAUGGAAAAGGGGCUUUCCCAGAAACCAGAGGAUAUAUUCAUGGUUAUAGGCUCAAGUCCUGCACCCAUGCAUGUCAGAAGAAUCCAGCGACCAGCCAUUUCACUAAGCCCCUGUAUGCCCUUCUGUUAUGCUUAGCAAGGACUCCCCAAACUUGUUGCCUCAGAAUGUUCAUUCUCUCAGUUCUAAAGAUCCAGGGGCUCACCUGUACAGGUCUCACUCUCAGACUCACCUCAGGGUGAGUUGGUGCCUGUUGGAAGAAUCCUAGUGGCCAUGACAUCUACCUAUGUAGAACCUUUCUACGUGACCUGGACUUCCUCACGGCAUGGCAGCAGGAUUCCUAGAAAGCUGUGUCACCUUGUGUGACCAAGCCUUCAAAGUCAUAUGCUGCCCCUUCCUGCCAGAGUCAGAGGUCCACCCAGCUGACGGGGAAGAAGACAGAACCACCUCUCACUGGGGAAAGUGACAAUAUCAUAUUUAAACGAGAAGAUGUGGGAGAGUAGAUCUUGUUGUAGCCCUUCAAAAAAUAAAAAAGCAUAAACACUGGCUUUCAUGUAGCCCAGUCUAGCCUCACCAGGUAGCUAAGGAUGACUGUUGGGGGUUGGUCUGCAAAUAAUAAAUCAUAAACGUUAUAUAGCUCAACCCAUUUUAUUUACAACAGAUGACCAUAAAUCUAUGGCCUGCCAGUCUCUACUCCCGAGUGCUGAAAUUACAGCGGUGCACUGCUGUGCCUGAUUUAUAUAGUGCUGUGUUUGAACCUAAGGCUUUAUGCAUGCCAAGCAAGCACUCUACCAACUAAGCUACAUUCUUAGCCCUUGUUACAGCAUCUUCAAUAAUGCCUCCUGCCACUCAUCUGUAGCAUGAGACAGUAAUGCUCAAAAAUCAGAUGUGGUUCAGUAAGAUUCAGCUUUAUGGAAUACACACAGAGCCCAGGACAGGUCAGACACCCCACACCUACGGCUGACUGCCCUCACUAUCCACUCCAAGACCAAGUAUUAGCCAGAGUCCUGAAGAAUGGGUCCAUGUCUCCCCUCUGCUUAUUCUUAGAAGCUGAAGAGAAAUGCCCAGCAAAUGUGCCUAUUAUCACAGAUGACAAAAAACCAAGCUCUUUCUGUGUGUGCAGAAAAACCAGGAGGCUGCUGUAAUAGUGUCUCCGGCCCCAUUCCUCCAAAGGCUGAGGUCCAAGGAGGGCCAAACUCUCCAGAGCGCACACGUGGAUUCCUUGCAAAGCAGGGGCCCAGCCACACACAGGUUAUGUCCGCUCCCUACCUCUGUCCCCCUCUGGAGCUGGCAGUAAGUAGCUGACCAUGUUCUCUGCCACUUGACUGGGUCGACUCGGGAACCAGAAUGAGAAAAGGCAGAUGUCGUGGGCCAAGCUGACUAGGGUGGCUCCUUGGUGUCCGUGCCUGCUUUGGAGAUACACCAUAGCGUCUUGAGCCCACCACACUCUACAGUUAGCAAGUCACUCCUCCUCUCACCUAAGGACAUCAUGACUUCAUCCCGUCAACAGUCCUGUGAAGAAAGGCGCAGCGCUGGGAGGUGUUACUAUGUCCAUUUUACACUGAAGAAAUCUAAGGCUCGGAGUGGGUAGUCGUCUGCUCAAGCCUGGAUGUACAGCAAGGCUAGAGUGACAGGCCUGGGACUGGGCCCAGACUCUUGGAGGUCGCCUAAUUUGUCUUCAGAAUUGCUUGGCAGCUCGUGGAAUCUGCUCGGCAGUCCCCUGACAGUGGGUGGACAGCAAGCAGAGCUGUAGAAGUCCGAACUGCUUGCUCUCCCUUUCUCCUCUCAGGCCAUUCUUGGACCAUUGCUGCCCCCAUGUGGACUCAUACCUUGGACCCUUGCAGGGACAUGCAGAGCCACUGAGUCCUAUGCCAGCCUGGAGUGGAGACAGAGAAUGAGUUGUUCAAGGUUCCAAGUGAGACGCUGGGGAAUGCCCUGCCUCACCAAUGAGCCUCAAGGACUGAGGGCAGUUCUCUGUCAGUCCUAUAAUUCCGGAAGAGAGGAGUCUGUUUAUUGAGUCCUUGAGUGUUUGUUCCAUGGACACAAAAGAAGCCACCAGGAUGGCUGUCCCCCUGGACAGAUGGCUCCGAGGCUUUAGGGAAGCCUGCUUGCUUGAUUUCCGUCCUUAAAGGGGGCUUUGAGUUCUCACAGAAUUGGGAGACACUCCUGGCAUUCAGUGGACAGUCAAGUUAGCAUACACCUGAAAUCCUGGGCACUCCUGUCCAGUGGUAAAGCUGAGAAGACCUUGCUUUAGAUGCAAGGGUUGGGGUUAAGUAUGUUUGUUGGCUUAUUAAAAAGGGUCUCAAUACAUAGUCUAGGUUGGUCUCAAAGUUGCAGUUCUGCCUUAGCCUGGCAAGUGCUGGGAUUACAGGCCUGCAGCACCAUGCCCCCCCACCCCAUCCAAGUCUAGCUCAGCCCCUUCCCUCCUCUCAGCCUGUGCCCCCUUGGCCUCCAGUGUUGCCUUGAAGGGCAGAUGCCAGGAAAUGGACAGAGGACGUUUAGCAUGGGGCCAGGGUCAGGAAGGACAGGCCUUUUCUGAGCAGGAAGACAGACUCUUAGGUAGUUUUACAAUUAAAAACAUGAAACUCCGCUCAGUUUGGGGAGAUGGAAGGGCUCUGUGGCUGGGUGUUGGUGAAAAGAUGCAGCACUGAGAAUGUACUGAUGCCACUGAAUUGUACCCUUCAAAAUGGCUUGGUUUUUUUUUUUUAAUGUAUAUUUUACCAC
Psammomys obesus (fat sand rat) is the source of this 5308-nucleotide messenger RNA. RefSeq names its product collagen type XXIII alpha 1 chain (gene Col23a1). NCBI's taxonomy places the organism in Eukaryota, Metazoa, Chordata, Mammalia, Rodentia, Muridae. The transcript has 27 exons. The record is from RefSeq and is a predicted model, not a curated record. The coding region runs from base 1 to 1500 and encodes 499 amino acids.